AUGCGUUCGUCAGUCGUCCUCGCCCUAUCUGCUCUUGCAGCGACCACGCUUGGUGCGCCGGGUUGUGAAAACCGUACUCUUGAUGAAAUCCACCAAGCUGCUUUGAAAGAAGGAGGAACUGUCACUCUUUGGCACGGAGGUGACGAGAAAAAUCAGCAGGAUGGCCUGAAGCAGGCUUUCGAGAAGCGUUUCCCUGGAAUGACCCUCAACGUGACUGUCGAUCUCUCAAAAUACCACGACGGACGCCUCGACGACCAAAUCGCCAACAACAACGUCUACGUUGACAGCAUUAUCCUGCAGACGCUACACGAUUACCCUCGCUGGAAGAAGGAGGGCGCUCUUCUCAACUACAAGCCCAGCGAGUUCCCUAAAAUCGCAUCGGAUUUCGUAGAUCGAGAUGGCGCCUACUACGGUUAUGCUAUCUUCGGCUGGAGCACGACAUGGAACACCGCCAAGUACAAUGGCAGUCUUUCCGACUUUUCUGAUGCGUUGUUGCCCGAGUUGAAGGACAAACUUAUCAUGACCUACCCCAACGACGACGAUGCCGUCCUGUACGCGUUCGAUCUUGUUAUGAAGAAGCUCGGUCCCGAAUGGUUCGACGCGCUCGUCGCCCAGAACCCGACUUGGGUUCGUGGAAGCGCUACACCUGGCGACCAGCUUGCACUGGCGAACACCUCGUACGUCGCUGCUUUUGCGACGGGCGGUGGCCGUGGCGCCAACGUGAACACCUCUUCACCGAUGGACGCACCCUUCGUCACCUGGCCGCAGACCGCAGCCAUCCUGAAAGACGCCCCUCACCCCGAGGGCGCCAAACUGCUUCACAACUUCAUCCUCAGCGAUGAGUAUCAGUUUGCCUCACCCCAGUGGACCGUCCGUACUGAUGCCCCGGCUGAUUUCCCCAACAUCUUCGAGGAGAAGAACACUAAUGUGACUAACUUCCUCCCGUGGAUGCUGGAUAGGCCCAAUGUUGAGAGGCUCCGUUUCUGGUAUGAGUCUAGGCUCGGAACUGCGCAGGGUCUUAGCCCUCUUGAGGAUGAUAUGUAA
Messenger RNA from Didymosphaeria variabile, 1044 nucleotides. RefSeq lists its product as uncharacterized. Bases 1 to 1044 code for a protein of 347 amino acids. The record is from RefSeq and is a predicted model, not a curated record. The transcript is spliced from 2 exons. NCBI's taxonomy places the organism in Eukaryota, Fungi, Ascomycota, Dothideomycetes, Pleosporales, Didymosphaeriaceae.